UUUAAGCAGAGCUGUCAUUGUCAAAGUGCCGCGUACAUUCAUUUCACUGUAAGGUUUUAUUUUCAUCCGAGUGAAGUACCACUUAAUGUUCGGUUCAUCUUUCGGGGGAAAAUAUGGACCUAAAAGGACUCUCUUCGUUGAUGUUUCUAUCCUGUCUUUUUGUCUUCGUCCGCACCAGCAAUGCAGACCUAAGCUAUUCUGUGCCGGAGGAGUUGAGGCCAGGAUCCAUUGUUGGAAAUAUUGCGAGGGACCUCGGCCUGGAAACGGGGAAAAUGCUUACUCGCAAACCCCGUAUUGAUACCGAGGAAAGCGAUCAGCAUUUCUGCGAUAUUGAUCUAAAAACGGGAAAUUUUCUCAUUAAGGAAAGGAUCGACAGAGAGGAGCUGUGUGGGGAGAAGGUUUCGUGUAUGCUUAAAUUUGAAUUAGUACUAGAAAGUCCUUUAGAGGUUCACCGCAUUUCACUUCUCAUUCAGGAUGUAAACGACAAUCCACCUGCUUUUCCAAGGGAUAUCAUCAAGCUGGAGAUAAGUGAAUCGGCCAUCAAAGGAGCUAGAUAUCGAGUAAAUGAAGCACACGACGCCGACGUCGGUAAAAAUACGGUUAAACAAUAUAGUUUGCAAAACAAUGAACACUUUGUAUUAUCUGUUCGAGACGAUACUGAUGGAUCCAAGAAUGUCGAGUUGGUUUUGGACAAAGAGCUAGACCGUGAAAAAGAAAAUGAUUUAAAUCUUGUUCUGAUUGCUGUUGAUGGUGGCAAUCCACAAAGAUCAGGAACUGCAAAUAUACACGUGAGUGUUUUGGACGCUAAUGAUAAUGCCCCUGUGUUUGACCAGGCGGUUUACAAAGCGACUCUACCUGAAAAUUCUGCCCUUGAUACUGUAGUCGUAACAGUAAGUGCCACAGAUGCAGACGAGGGCGUCAACGGGGAGGUGACGUAUGAUUUUAGCCGCAUCUCAGAAAGGGCUAAAAAGAUUUUCUCACUGAACAGUAAAACUGGGGAGAUAAAACUCAAAGGGGCACUUGAUUUCGAGAGUAGUUCUAAAUAUGAAAUGCGAAUCGAUGCCAAAGAUGGUUAUGGGCUUUCUUCUGAUUCCAAAGUAAUGAUUGAUAUCACUGAUGUGAAUGACAAUGCUCCGGUAAUAUAUUUGAAAUCACUGACUAACCCCAUACCUGAGAACUUGCAACCUGGUACAGAGGUGGGCAUCAUUAACGUGCAGGAUAGAGACUCUGAGAUUAACGGACAGGUCCGCUGCUCCAUUCAGCAGAAUGUCCCUUUUAAAUUGGUUCCUUCUAUUAAAAACUAUUAUUCUGUGGUGAGCACAGGACAACUGGACCGUGAACUAGUGUCUGAUUACAACAUUACAAUCACUGCCACUGACGAGGGCUCUCCACCUCUGUCCUCCUCUAAAACUGUUCAGUUAUCUGUAGCAGACAUCAACGACAACCCACCUGUGUUUGAGGAACAGUCGUACAGCGCAUCUGUGAGUGAAAAUAACAAACCUGGCUCCACUUUAUGUUCCGUUAGUGCUCGAGACCCCGACUGGAGACAGAACGGUACAGUGGUUUAUUCUCUGUUAUCCGGUGAGGUGAACGGUGCCCCGGUGUCCUCCUAUGUGUCUGUGAACGGAGACACGGGGGUGAUCCACGCUGUGAGGUCGUUUGAUUAUGAACAGUUCAGGAGCUUUAAAGUGCACGUGAUGGCAAGAGACAACGGUUCUCCUCCGCUCAGCAGCAACGUGACCGUGAGUGUGUUCAUAUCGGAUGUGAAUGAUAACUCUCCUCAGAUACUGUACCCCGCCCCUGAGGGCAACUCCUUCAUGACCGAGCUGGUCCCCAAAGCUGCACACGGAGGCUCUCUGGUGUCCAAAGUGAUAGCAGUGGACGCGGACUCCGGACAGAACGCCUGGCUGUCCUAUCAUAUAGUGAAAUCCACUGAUCCGGGACUUUUCACUAUUGGUGUCCACAGCGGAGAGAUCAGGACCCAGCGGGACAUUUCUGAGUCUGACAGCAUGAAACAGAACCUUAUUGUGGCAGUGAAAGAUAACGGACAGCCCUCUCUGUCUACCACCUGUUCCAUGUAUUUACUGAUUUCUGAUAACUUGGCUGAGGUGCCAGAACUGAAGGACAUUUCUUAUGAUGAGAAGAACUCCAAACUGACCUCUUAUCUGAUCAUCGCGCUGGCGUGUGUGUCCACCUUUUUUCUGACCUUCAUCAUCAUCAUCAUGGGUGUGAGGUUUUGUCGCAGGAGAAAGCCCAGACUGUUGUUUGACGGAGCAGUCGCCAUCCCCAGCGCUUAUCGUCCUCCUAACUACGCUGAUGUUGACGGCACAGGGACUUUACGCAGCGCUUACAAUUAUGACGCCUACCUGACGACAGGGUCUCGAACCAGUGACUUUAAGUUUGUGUCAUCUUACAAUGACAACACACUGCCUGCUGACCAGACUCUGAGGAAAAGUCUUACAGACUUUGCUGAUGUUUUUGGAGACUGCGAGGAAUCUCCUGAGGUAGGACCAUGUGCAAAUUACAGUUUGCUCUCUUUUGGCUCUGUAUUCAUUUUUUGAUUAUUCAACACAGGUUAACUAUGAAACACAUUAGUCAUGACGUUUGAAGAACUUCUUGAGUCUUUGGUUUACAUAAGGCAGAGUUUAUAUUUUAGUUGACUUCACACUUUCACAUUUUUUUUCUAAUUUCCAUCAAUUUAGUAUGACGUUUGUCUUACAAUGCUAAAUAUUGCUGGUAGUUGUACUUUAAGCUCAUUGCUUCUCUUCAGUUGGGAUGAAAUCUGAUUAAUGCAGUUUUACUCUACUUUGUUAUGGGUUAUGAGUUAUAUCUCAUUUAAUCUGCUGUAACACAUUGAUUGCUGA
Labrus mixtus (cuckoo wrasse) is the source of this 2864-nucleotide messenger RNA. RefSeq names its product protocadherin beta-15-like. Gene Ontology annotation, molecular function: calcium ion binding. Gene Ontology annotation, biological process: homophilic cell-cell adhesion. Bases 114 to 2561 code for a protein of 815 amino acids. The record is from RefSeq and is a predicted model, not a curated record. Lineage: Eukaryota; Metazoa; Chordata; Actinopteri; Labriformes; Labridae. Gene Ontology annotation, cellular component: plasma membrane. The transcript has a single exon.